AUGGGGCAGGCUGUACACCAGUUCAAGGCUCUGUUUUGGAAGAAUUGGCUCUGUCGUGUGAGGCAACCGGUCCUGUCUCUCACUGAAAUACUCUGGCCAUGUGUGCUGUUCUUGAUUCUAGCUGCAAUCCGCUUCCAGGAACCCCCAAAAUACAAAGAAAACUGUUACUUAGAAGCUCGGGAUCUGCCAAGCCAGGGCCUUUAUCCUUUCAUGCGGACCCUUUUCUGUAAUGUUGGUUCAAGAUGCAAGAAUACUAGUUACACAAACCAAAAAACCAGCCGCUUACGUACUUCAGAAAUCCAAAAUGGUCCAGAGAGCUUCACAGAACCUGAUCUAGACUUCAUGAAAGAGAUAGAAGAGCUUGCAAAGGGAUUUAUUGAGACCACAGAGAAAACCCUGGCUUUAGAAAAGCUAUGGGAGCAAAACUCGAAGUUCUCAGAAAACCAGCACACCAAAAACAUGCUUUUGUUUUACUACUUGAUGGUUAAAAAGAGUUUAAAGAUGGAUUUGAAUGAAGUGGAGGAAAUUAUUUCUAAAGCAGAAAACCUGUACAAGCAACCGUAUUUCUGGAACCUUCUGCAUUCCCUCCCUCACCUUGAAUCAAACAGCUUUUAUACAGAAGAUGGAUUAGCUGCUCUAGCAGAGUUUCUGAAAGUUAUUCAAAAUUUCAGUACCUUGGCAUCAUUGAAGGAUAUAGCUGUUACACCACUGAGCAAAAGUUUCUAUGAAGUGGUGAAAACAGCAUUGAAUUUAACUGCUUCAUCAGUACAGGCUGGAAGCUUAGAAGGUUUUCAGUAUAAUCUUUCUCUUGGAGAUGUUUUGUGGAAUCCACAUGCUGUGAGAGCAGAACUUGAAUCCAGGUUUGGUUUUGAUGCUCUUCGUGUUGAGAAGCUGCUAACUUACACAGCACAAUUAACAAAGAUUCCCACAGGAGAGACACUGGAGCAGUUUGUGUGCUCUGCUCUGUCCAGUGAGCCAGAAGGUGAAGCAAACAAAGAGAAUAAUGAAGAAGGCUGUAUUUCUGCAUUGCAUGAGGCCAAACUGUAUCUUGUUCAUGCUGUCAGCAAGCUCAGGCUCUAUGCACAGGUAUUUGAGCAAUGGCUCAGCAGCAGCAAGCUCUCUCAGAAGCUCCUUUUGCACCUCGAAAAAAUCAUAGCUGAUUUAAUGUCUCAGUUUCUAGAUGACAGAGAAACCGGGAAACUUUUUUCAGACAUAAAUACCCUUGUCCAGCAAUGGAAUGAGAAAUCAGAUGCCUAUUUUUCAGAAGGAUAUAAUGCAUCUCAUGAUCUGGUUUCAGGUUCCUCAUUUGUCUUAUCACUUAAUGCAGAUGUCAGCAGUUUAUAUGAAGAUAUGUCUAUGAGUUCUUUUUUGAAGAGAGAAGAAAACUUAUGGAUUUCUGGUGAAAAGCAAAUAGAUCAUCUUUUUCAUAUUGUAGACGUCAUAGAAGAAAUUCUGUUUGAUUUCUCAGCUUCUCCAAACAAGUCUCUAACUGAAAGGAUCUUGAAUAAUACAAUUAUAUGGAUGAAAAAAAUUGCUGAAGGGAAGCAAUCUGCCACCAAUUUCUCAUUUGCAGCUUCUGAACUCCAUCAUGAGCUAAGAGAAAAUGUCCAGCCUCUUCAGAGAUUCUGGAUGAAGAAGAAGACCGAAGUUUUCUGGCAUAUAGUGAAAAUUAUAUUCUAUGAACUUGAUUCUAGCCUUUCUCAUUUGAGUAAAGAGGAAGAGGAGGAGGCAUUAGAGGCUUUAUCUAAAAUUAUAUUUUCCAUUACAGAAAAUAAAAUCCUUAAUAGAAGUGUGCAGUUGCUCCAAAAUAUCCUGACUGAUAGGCCAGAGUUCAAUACUGCUGCUUUGGACCGUCUAAAACACUUAAGUGAAAACUUUCUAAGGAGUCUCUAUGAGGUCAGAUCACUGACUGAUGAUCCUGUCAAUGUGCCUUUCAGGACAAUUCAUGGAGAGAGUAAUGCCUCCUCUUUUUUACUUGCAAAUGCAACUUUUAUACACAAAGUACAAGAAUUAGGAGAAAUUGUCCAUGAUUUCUUCAAAAACAUCCAACAGUUAAACAAUACUAAUGUCGCCUCACUUGUUUCAAUACUUUUCUCUCUGUAUCAGAAUGAUGAUCUGUUUUUAAAUAUUGAGAGCAAUAGCACUCUGUUAACAUUUCUUUAUGAGACUUCAAAAGAUAUUUCAUCUUCCCAAGUAUGGCAUGAUUUCCAAGAUAGGAACCAAGUUUUUGAUUUUCUGUCUGAAACUUUUGAUCUUCUCUGGAACUUCACCAGUGAGUCUCUCUGCGAAAAGUUACUCAUCAUUUACAACUACACAGAGUUUCAGGCCCAGUCUCUUGCUCAGAAAGGCAAAAAAGAAAUGCAAGUUAUCUAUAGCACUCUGAGCAGCCUUAAAACUUUGUUUAUAGAUGAAGACCUCCAAACAGAAGCCUUCUGUUACUUGGAACAGUUUCUUGAUAUCUCCUCAGAAUGCCUGGUAAAUAAGGGGUGUGUUGAUUUUUAUCUAUCAAACAGUACUUCUGUAGAUAAUUCAGCAGAAGUUUACAACCUACUUCUGCUUCCAUUGGACAGUGUUCUGUCUAAUGUUAUGAUCUUAGGGAACAAAGUAAGCGUGCCUUCUGCUUUGCACUGCACUUUUAUGUGGCUUCAAACCUGGACAGAGAUUUUUGAAGAAGCAUCCAAAAUCUUAAAUUUGAAUUCAACCUUUUUUGUCUGUCUAAGAAAUGAUUUGGACAAUCUCUCUGAAAGUCUUUUAAAUACAACUCAUUAUGAACUGUGCAAUAAUACAGCUAUGGUUGUUGUCGAAGCUACAACAGCAGCAAUGAAUCUAUUAAAAAUCAUAAUUGAAGGAGGUGGAGAUUUGAAUGACUGGAAAGAUUUUGAAUCUUUCCUUGCUAAUCUUCAGAGUGUAUUUAACAAUUCAGUUGAUGUCACAAGCUCACUUGAAGGUAACAGUUUAGAAAAUGGUUUAGAAAUAAUGGCAGUCAUGAUAACUGAAUUGCAGAAAUCUGUGCUGGAGGUUGUUAAUGGAGAGUUCUUGAAUUCUUGGCUUGAUACUUUAAUCUCAGGAGGAUCCGAGGGAGAAAGUAGGGAUGCUGGUGUAUUUUCCAUGGGAAAUUCCCUUUCUACUAUUCUCAAACUCUCCCAAAAGGAACUUGGAAUUACUAUCUCUGAGAUAAAAGAUGUAACUGCUUUCUUUAAAAGUGUACGUCAAGACAAAUACAUGGUUUGUAUCAGCAUUUUCCAGAAUAUUACCAGACUGAUUUUGGAUGAGACUCUGAAAAACUUGAGUCAUUCGCAAACAAAUUUCUCAUCAUACCUUAAUUCCUUUCUAAACUUUUAUAGUACAGUGGAUGAAGCAGAGGAUUGUAACAGAUGGAUAUAUGGAUUAGGUAAAAUCAGUGAAAAAUACAAGUCACCUUCCCACCUUGAAAGUGCAAAACGUACUUUAUUUCUACUGAAAUCUCUGGGAAAUAUUGAGACAGAUGCUAAACUAAUGAAUGUGGUGGAGUUUGUUAAUUUCAUUUUUAGUUUGGUACUCCCUGAAUGUUCCCUUAGUGGUUCUAGUGUGAUUUGUGUAAAUGUUUAUUUCAAUAUUAUAACAGAAAUUGUAAAAUCUAUUCUCCCUGAACUUUAUGUAAAAGAUGACAUUAAUGCACUUGAAUUUAUUUUUAUACUUUUAAAUAACACUGCAGGGCAAAUAGAAAUGGUUGUCAACGAUUUAGUGAGCGAUUCACACUAUACAUUAAAUAAGACCCAUUUUAGUCAGUCAAUCCACGGAUUUAACAAGACUGCAAGGAUGUUACUUAAUCCUCUUCACCGUCUUCAGGUUUCAUCAGUAGAACUUUUAGUAGAAAUUCAAAGUCUUCUGAAAAAUAAAACUUUUGAUGUCCAAGAAAACAGCUUCUCUCAUUUAGAUACUGAGAUUGAACCUUUCUUGCAUGCUAAAAAUACCAGUUUGCUGAUGGAGUUCUUUCAAUAUGUGAUUGGUAAACUUGACACAGACUUGCAGGGUGAACACAAAACAUUUAUCCAGAAACUGAUAGAAACAACAGCUCUGAAUAUUGAAUUGGUAAGGAAGGCAUUAAACAUUUUCAAGUCUUCUAGUUUAACUGGCUUUCCAUUAAGAGAAGAUAAAGAGUUUCUAAAACAUAUGCUAGCUCUGGUGCACAAUAUGAGGGACAUGGAUGUUGAGUUCUUGGUAAGUCAAUUCAAACAAGUCCACAGGACCCUAGAUAAUUUCUUUAAAAAUAACAAACCUUUGUAUAAUGAGAACUCUGAGUUAGGAAUGUUAAUAGACUGGUGGGAUGCAUUUGAGAAUAAUUCAUGUAAUUGGAACCUGACUGGCUUACGACAAAUAACACAACUCUUUGGACAAGAUGAGUUCUACAAUGUAGAAGAGAUAUUCCAUCUCCUCCUCGAUGUCAUCAGCCUUGCAGAAAGAAUAGCUCACAGAAAUAUCACGGAAGCACUGACUGAAGUCUACGCUUUCAUAUUGUCUCAGGAAGAAAAAAUGACAAUAUUUUCCGAGGAGGAGUUUGCUAAUCAAGGAGAAAGUCUUCUAAUGUUACUGGAGAUACUUGCAGAUAUAUCUGAUGAACCUGCAGAGGCCUCAGUUUGUUUUUCUGCAGCAUUCUGCUGGACUCUCACAACAGCAACACCUCAGAGUGGCUCUGCUUUUGAACUUUGUGACUAUGUGCAUAGCAAUUCUACUCUUACUUACAGUGAAGUCAUCAAAGUCAUUAAGGAGCUGAAACUCAUCACUCUGGAUGACAGUGCUUCAUGCAUGACUGAAGACUUUCAGACAGAUAUAAUUCACAAUCUGACCUGCUUUUUUCAUCAGAUCAAAGAAUGGAACUCCAUUCUUUUGAAGUUUUCUGACCUCCAUCACAUAAAUGGCUCAGUUCUCAAAGAGCUUCUGGAUUUUUGGAAUGAGCUAUUCCUCUAUGCUGUGCCACUGCAGGUGAAUAAUACAUACGUAACCAACAAUUGUUCCUCCUCACCGAAGAGACAAGUGGCUUUACAAAUUGUAGAAACACUGGGCAGUAUGCCAGUGGCAGAAAUGGAGAUGGCCAAAGCUGUUCUUGAGCAGCUGAACGAUCUAUAUAGUAGUUUAAAUUGGAACAGACAUUCAGAGUCAUCAUUUACACGGACUGUUCUUGCUAAUGUUAACAAUAUGACCAGGGAAGUUUCCAGAAUCCUGGAUACAGAAGCUGUCCUUUCUUUUCUUUCUGUAAUUCAGCCUUUAAUGACUCUCUCUUCUGUUGGAAACCAGACAUACUCGAUGCUUACAAUUUUAUCAUCUUUAAAUGAAAACAGUAAUAUUUCUGAUAACUUUGAGAACUUCUGGUUUCCUAUAGAUACAAACAUUGAAGAUUUAUUGGUGAAUUUUAGUGUUAGACACUUACUUGCGGUGAUAGACCAAGAGUUUCAAUUACUAAGAUUUGCCACUGGACAGUCCUCUUCAAUGGCUCUCGAUGUUUUAAUACAGCAGUUUAAUACAUCAUCUCUAGAUGCUAUGUUAAGAAAUUUUGAAGACAUACAAGAGAUUGUGAGCCACUUUCUAUGUGAGUGUAACAGUAAACAUUUUUCUGAAAUAACACAUGCUCUACUUACCCUUGUGGCUAAUGAAAAUUCGUCAGAUGAUCUACUACUGGUUGUCAAAGACAUUAUUGACUUUCUGGAACUAUUCCAAAAUAUGUCUAAGGAAGAUUAUACUGAUAUAUUGUUCAUUGAUGAUUAUGGUAGCAGACAAAAAUGGAAUAAUACUUAUACUGCUAAUUCAGUUUUGUUAAACAGUCUCCUUCAUAUAAUUGCUGAUCUUGCUGUUAUAGACGAAGAUCUGCAUGCAAACAAUACUGAGCUUCAGAUAGUUGAGUUCAUUGAUUCAUUUUUUGAUAAUGAGAAAUACAGAGAAGUUUCUACUCAGUCACAAAACAGAACUCUGGAGAUCAUGCAAGAGAUCUUGCAAAUGAUAUUUCAGUUGACUACCGAACAUGACAGGAACAAAAUAACUGUCUUACUAAAGGAUUUCCAGAAGGAUAUAAUGGCAGAAAUGAGAGCACUUAAAAUCUGCAAGAAUCUGCAGAAACAUUUACAACCUGCUGGUGUCCUGCUGUUACAGAAGUUGCAGUUUGCCAUUUUGAAUGUUCUUAAAAUAUUUUCAGAAGAACCAGUUGUCACUGGCAACAUUCUCUGUGUUGUUACAAAGUGUAAAGAGGGAUUAACUAGUCACUUACUCCUCUCUGUUACUGAAGUAAUCACUGUGGUUCAAGAUCAUUAUCAGGACAUUGAAAGAGUAUGGCCUACUUUCAACAAGGGGGAUUGUGAGAGUAUGGCAUAUAUGCACCAAGAACUUUCCAACACCUUGGAGAGCUUCCUGAGAGCCUUGCAGAAUGCCCACAAUGGCAGCUGUGAAUGUCGACUCACAGGGAACAUACAGAGAAAACUGCAAAUGGUGGCUGAAAAUUUGGAGCUGCAAUUGUCAGAAUAUCCAGUGGCAGCUUUUCUCAGCAAUUUUAAUCUUUUGAAUGAUGUGAAAAUCAAAGAGUGUGUGCAGAAUCUUACACGGCUGAGGCUGGACAUUGGGUCUUCUGUCAAUAUUUCUGAAGAAACUGUCAGUACCCUAUUGGAAGCCAGUAUCUCUCAUUCAAAGGUUUUUUACAGUGCCUUUGUGGUAGCUUUAACUGGAAGAUGUGAUGAAGUACUCAGCCUGCUACUAAAGCUGCCUGAAAACAAUAGAACUUCCCUGGUAGUGGAGGAAUUAUGUUCUUUACCAGCACUGGACUUAUAUACUAUGUUUGUACUGAUUAUACAGAAUUUGAACUUACGCCAUAUAAUUUACAAGAUUAAGAUACCAUCUGAGAUAGGCAGUGUAUUAAACAUGCUGCUGGAUGUGGUUUCUAGUAUCAACGCUCUUCUCAAUAAAACCCACCAUGUCAUGGAAAACCUUCCAGGGUUCCUCCAAGGAAUUCAACAUAUUGGUGUGCUUGACAUCUCUGCAUUACAGCAGUUCUUGCAAGGUGGGCAGUUCAGAAGUUCAGCUGUUGGAUCCCUGGAGUCUGUAAUCAAGGCAGUGUGUAAAGAAGAAUCUUCGUUUUUCAGCAAUGCAAACCUGUUCAUUGAUAUGCCCAGAAUCAUGGGACUCUUGGAGGAUAAAAAGGCAAAAUGGGAAGACUCAACUCCUUUUUGCUUGAAGCUUUAUGAGGAGAUUUUGCAGUCUUCUAAUGGGGCUUUGCUAUGGACUUUCCUGAAACCUUUAUUACAUGGGAAGAUACUGUACAAUUCGAACAUCAGCAUGAUUGACCUGGUGAUGGAGAAGGCUAAUUUCACUUUUGCUUUUGUGGAAAAUUUGAAGACUUAUUCUGAGACAUGGCUUAGGAUGUCUGGGGUUUUUAAAACCAGUGGAAGUGUUCUCACGGUCUCACAACUGCAGGGAGCUCUGCAAAGCAAUUUCAUAAAGCACUUUAUAGAAAGCAAUUUGGAUAUUGACAUGGAAAAACUCUUUAAAAAAAUGCAAGUAUAUGAAACUACAAUGAACAAGAUGUUCAACAGCUCAGCAAGUAAACAGAUUGACCUGUUGUCACAGCUUGUAGUAAAUAUCUCUUCCUGUGUGUUGCUGGACCGUUUCCAGCCUUUCGACUCUGUUGAGAAACUGGAAGAGAAGGCUCAUGAACUCAUGCAGCAAAAUAAUUUUUUGGCUAGUAUCAUCUUUGAUACACCAAAGAACAAGACACAAGAUUCUGGCAAUCUCCUUCCACAACACAUUUCAUAUACAAUUAGAACCAGUGUUCUCUAUAGCAUGAGAACAGAUUUGAUUAAAAACCCAGCGUGGAAAUCUCAUCCCCAGAAGUUGCCAGCUGAUGGGUUUAAGUACAAUCAUGUAUUUAUUCCUCUUCAAGACAUGAUUGAAAGAGCAAUUAUUUUAGCACAGACUGGGACAGAUAUCUCAGAGCCAGCCAUUCAGGUGCAAGCCAUGCCUUAUCCUUGUCAUACCAGUGAUCUAUUCUUGAACAAUACAGGGUUUUUUUUCCCACUUAUGAUGAUGUUAACAUGGAUGGUUUCAGUUGCUGGCAUGGUUCGCAAACUGGUUUAUGAAAGAGAAAUUAAUCUUGAAGAGUAUAUGAAGACAAUGGGUGUACAUCCAGCUAUUCAUUUCUUUGCUUGGUUUCUGGAGAACAUAAUUGUAAUCACAAUAAGCAGCUGUGCUCUGGCCAUCAUUUUAAAAGCAAGUGGUAUCUUUGCUUAUAGCAAUGGAUUCAUCAUCUUCCUUUUUCUCCUGGAUUUUGGAGUUACAGUCAUUAUGUUAAGCUAUUUUUUGGGAGCAUUUUUUAGCAGUGCUGAUACAGCAGCUCUGUGUGCCAGCCUUGUGUAUAUGAUCAGUUUUUUACCCUACAUAGUUUUGUUGGUCUUGCAAAACCAGUUGAGUUUCACCAACCAGAUUUUAAUGUGUCUCCUGUCUACAACUGCCUUUGGGCAAGGAGUAUUUUUCAUUACAUUCUUUGAGGGCCAAGAAACAGGAAUUCAGUGGAAUAAUGUGCACCAGCCAAUGACACAUGAAGGAUAUAUGACCUUUGCAUGGAUGUGCUGGAUGAUGUUCUUUGACUCCAUUUUAUAUUCUAUAGGUGGCUGGUAUUUCAGCAAUAUUAUUCCAGGAAAAUUCGGAUUAAAGAACCGAUGGUACUUUCCCUUUACUCUUUCCUACUGGAAGAACCUGUGUGGUGCAGAGAGAAGGAACAGACAUUAUCUGAAAUCUAAUAUGUUUUUCUUCAAUGAAAACUUCCAGGAAAAAGGUUUCACUUUGGAAAUGAGAGUUCCGUGUGUUGAAGGGGCAACAGUGGGUGUCACGCUGCUAUCUCUCACCAAAGAGCACGUGGAUGGGCAGAAGGCUGCUGUUAAAGAUCUCAGUCUCACUUUCCAUAGAGGUCAGAUAACAGCACUCUUGGGACCUAAUGGAGCUGGCAAGACGACAGUUAUAUCACUGUUAACUGGUCUGUAUCCACCGAGCUCUGGUACGAUAAUUAUUAACGGAAAGGACAUACGUACUGAUCUGGCUGCCAUCAGAUCAGAGCUUGGUGUUUGCCCACAAUAUGAUGUCCUGUUCAAUGUACUAACGGUGCGAGAACAUCUACUGCUUUAUGGGUCAGUAAAGGCACCUGGCUGGACAAGGGAGCAGUUGAAUCAGCAAGUCAAUGGAGCUCUGGAAGAUGUGGAUUUAUCCCAACAUCAGUACAAACCUGUUGGAGCCCUUUCUGGGGGAAUGAAAAGGAGGCUUUCAAUUGCCAUCUCCUUUAUUGGAAACUCCAAGACAAUUGUUCUAGAUGAGCCCACCAGUGGGGUAGAUCCGUGUUCUCGCCACAGCAUCUGGGAUGUUCUCCUGAAGUACAAAGCUGGUUGCACACUGAUCUUUACCACUCACCAUCUUGAUGAGGCAGAAGUGCUCAGCGAUCGCAUUGCCAUCCUGCAGCGUGGCCAGCUGAGGUGCUGUGGUUCUCCCUCUUAUCUGAGGGAAACAUAUGGACAGGGACACCGUCUAACGCUCAUAAAAAAGCCCUCUGUGUUUGAAAUCCAGGAUCCUAAGCAUACUCUUCAGGUCACAUCUUUGGUACAGACUCAUAUCCCAGAAGCAUUCUUGAAAGAGAACAGUGGAACUGAGCUGACCUAUGUGAUUCCAGAAAGCACAGAUAAGACCUCUUUUAAAAGUCUUUUUCAGGCUUUAGAUCAAAGCCUUCAUCAUCUACAUGUGACUGGCUACGGCAUUUCUGACACCACCUUGGAAGAGGUCUUUUUGAAGUUACUGCAGGACUCAGAGAAGAUGUCCUGUGUUCCACAGGCAGAAUGCCUGGACCAUACAAGUGGUGCUGAAUCAUCCUAUAUCUCACUUACGAGGGCCUCAAGCAUGCACGGAGCCCAUCUUGUUCUUGCCCAGAUUGUUGCCCUUCUGAUGAGAAGGUUUCACCACACUAGGCGAGACUGGAGAGGAAGCCUGUCCAAUGUGCUGCUACCUGUCCUCUUUGUUGCACUGGCAAUGGCCUUAUUUAGCGUGAAGCCUCUGGCUGUUGAUUAUCCUUCUCUCAAGCUGACACCAAGACUUUAUGACAAUGCAGAAUCCUUCUUUAGAAAAAAUAGUUCAUGUUGGCAGAUGGAACCUGCAUCACUUCAGGAUUCAUGUGGAUGUGUGGUGUGUCCAAGUAUCAAUACGUCUGCUCCCUACAUGAAGAAUAAGAAAGGGCAUAUUUUGUAUAAUCUUUCAGGUUUCCUUGUAGAAGAAUAUUUAGUAAGGCCUUCCAACAAAGCAAGAUAUGGAGGCUGGUCUUUUGGAGGGAGGAAAGCAUCUGAACUUCAGGAUAAAAAAUUGAAUAAUGCCAAAUCCAAGCCUCUGGCUAAGGUGUGGUACAAUCAAAAAGGCUUCCAUUCACUGCCAUCUUACUUAAAUGAACUUAAUAACUUCAUUCUAUGGCUGAAUUUGCCUCCUAAUGUGGAUUGGAGGCAGUAUGGGAUCACACUCUACAGCCAACCAUAUGGAGGAGCCUUGCUGGAUGAGGACAAAAUAAUGGAGAAUGUUCGUCAGUGUGGGGUAGCACUGUGUGUCAUGUUGGGCUUCUCCAUCCUUACGGCAUCUGUUGGAAGUGCUAUAGUGAAGGACAGAGUAUCUGGCAGAAAACGUUUGCAGCACAUCACAGGCCUGGGUUACAAAACUUACUGGCUUGCUAACUUCUGCUAUGAUAUGCUGUUUUACAUGAUUCCAGUCACCCUGUGUGUUGGUGUUAUUAGUGCCUUCCAGCUAUCAGCCUUCACUUUCCGAAAAAACUUGGCAGCCACUGGUCUCCUGCUGAUACUUUUUGGGUAUGCAACUUUACCAUGGAUGUAUCUUGUAUCCAGAUUCUUCUCAAGUUCAGAUGUAGCUUUUAUUUCUUACAUCUCCUUGAAUUUUGUAUUUGGCCUGUGUACCAUGCUGGUGACACUCUUACCUCGUUUGUUAGCUAUAGUUUCCAAAGUGCAGACUUUUCAGAACAUCUACAAUAUCCUCAAAUGGGUCUUCAUUGUAUUCCCACAAUUCUGCUUAGGCCAGGGUUUAAUAGAGCUUUCGUACAAUCAGAUCAAGUUUGACCUGACCAGCAACUUUGGAAUAGACUCAUAUGUGAGCCCCUUUGAGAUGAAUUUUCUGGGCUGGAUUUUUGUGGACAUGGCUCUGCAGGGAACAUUACUGCUUCUUUUACGACUCUUUCUUCAUUGGGAUCUCCUCCAGAAACCAAGGGGUCAAUGUUCAUUUAACAGCAUGGUCAGUCCUUCAGAAGAUGUUGAUGUAGAAAUGGAGAGACAGCGACUCUUUGGUGGAAGAACUGGUAAUGAUGUCCUUCUUCUGUACAACCUCAGGAAGUGUUAUGGAGGUGUCAGUAAGAAGAAUGCGGCUGUGGAAAGCAUAAGCUUGGGAAUACCAAGGGGAGAGUGUUUUGGACUUCUGGGAACAAAUGGAGCUGGGAAAAGCACAACAUUUAAGAUGCUGACUGGAGAUAUCAUCCCAUCCGGAGGACGUGCUGUUAUCAGGACUCCUACAGGGUCUGAAAUGGAUAUACUCUCUGCUAGCUCUGAAGGCAUUCUUAUCGGCUAUUGUCCACAGCAAGAUGCCCUGGAUGAACUUUUAACAGGUUGGGAGCAUCUUUAUUAUUACUGCACACUGCGUGGAAUUUCAAAACAGGAUAUCCAUAAGGUUGCAGAGGACCUUGUUACCCGGUUACAACUCAAUGCCCAUGCUGACAAACUGGUGAGAACAUACAGUGCUGGCACAAAGAGGAAGCUCUCUACUGCUGUGGCUUUAGUUGGUAAACCCCAAAUACUUUUACUGGAUGAGCCCAGCUCUGGGAUGGAUCCCUGCUCUAAACGCUACCUUUGGAAAACCAUCCUCAAGGAAGUUCAGGAUGGCUGUGCAGCUGUGCUAACAUCCCACAGUAUGGAAGAAUGUGAAGCCCUCUGCACACGGCUUGCUAUUAUGGUCAAUGGAAGUUUCAAGUGUCUUGGUUCUCCCCAACACAUUAAGAACAGGUUUGGAGAUGGCUAUUCUGUUAAAGUUUGGCUUAGUAAAGAAAUAAACUAUCAAAGAAUGAUUUUGGACUGUCUACAGAAGCAUUUUUCUGGAACACAGUUUAAGGGACAGCAUCUUAACCUGCUGGAGUACCACAUACCACAAAGUCAGGGAUGCUUAGCAGAGCUCUUCAGAGUCCUAGAAAAUCACAAAGCUCUUCUCCAAAUCAAACACUACUCCAUUAGCCAAACCACAUUAGAGCAGGUAUUCAUUAACUUUGCUACACAAGAGCAAGGAGUCUCACAUUCUUCACAAGAAUCUCCUGUUGGUCAUGACCACCUGCCAGUCUAG
Chaetura pelagica (chimney swift) is the source of this 12372-nucleotide messenger RNA. It is a transcript of the gene ABCA13, whose product is annotated as ATP-binding cassette, sub-family A (ABC1), member 13. Gene Ontology annotation, molecular function: ABC-type transporter activity; lipid carrier activity; ATP binding. The record is from RefSeq and is a predicted model, not a curated record. Gene Ontology annotation, biological process: lipid transport; transmembrane transport. Gene Ontology annotation, cellular component: intracellular membrane-bounded organelle; membrane. Lineage: Eukaryota; Metazoa; Chordata; Aves; Apodiformes; Apodidae.